AUGAAUUUCUCUGGCCAGUUGGUACAUCAAGCUCUACUACGACAAGUUGUAACCUCUGCUAAAGAAGAAUCUGGUGUGAUAUUAUUCAGGUUCAAAUUUGCUGGAAAGAGGGCAACAUUUUCUAUUACUGAAUUUGCUCUUAUCAUUGGUUUGUUAUGUGGUGAUGUCCCUCCCCUGUCUAGCUUGAUUGACACUUCUGUGCAUAGGAUUAGGGACUUGUAUUUUGGUGGAAAUAAGAGCAUUGGUAGAAAUAAGUUAGAUGAAGUUUUCAUGAGUUGUGAUCCUGAACCUGGAAAGGAAGAAGAUGUGUUGAAGCUAGCUCUGGUAUAUUUUUUGGAGUCUGUUUUACUGCCUAGGGAGCGUAGUAGGAAUAUAGAUAUCCAGUGGUUGCAAUUGGUUGAUAAUGUUAAUGUGUUUAAUAAGUAUCCAUGGGGAUCUGUGAGCUAUGCACGUACUGCAAAGUCUCUUGCAUCUGUCAUGAUAUGGCUUUAUGAAGCGCUAGAAGUGCAUGAUACGCUUGUCCCUACUGAUUUAGAGUUAGGGCAGGAAUAUUUGAGUAGUAUUGGGAGCCCCAAGUUAAAGGAGAUGACCAAUGUUGUGGGGAGCUCCAAGACAAAGAAAAAGAGCUCAAAGAAGAAGAGCAAUGUAGCGGCUGAGAGCAAUGUUGUUGUGGAUGCGUUUGAGAAUUUGUUUGGAGAUGAGGACAAUAAUCGCCACAACCCUGAGAUUGAGCGAGAGGAUGAUCCAAUGGGAAGAGUUAUUGAGAAGUUACUUGGGAUGAAAAAGGUGUUGAUUGAGCAGAAAAAAAUAAAUAGGUUGGUGAGGAAUGAGGUUACAACUUAUUUUGAUGCAUUUUUCCAAUCUGUGGAGGAUAAUAUGAAGACACUAGUGGAAUUUAGAAUAGGAACUAACAUGGAGGUGGAUGAUGAGGUUCUAAGUGAUGAGAUUGAACCUCAAAACAAGGGGAUGGAGAAUAAGGAGAAUGAUGUGAAGGAGGAGGAGGAUAAGGUGGAGGAAAAUGAGGAAAAGGUGGAAAAUGAGAAGAAGGAGGAUGACGUAGUUCAAGUAAAAGAGAACGAGGAGAAGGAGCCGGAGCAGGAGGAGGAGGAGGAGGAGGAGGUGGAGAAGGAAGAAGCUGGAGUUCAAAUAAAGGAGAAUGAGGAGAAGAAGGAAAAGGAUGAGAAUGAGGAGGCUGUAGUUGGAAGAAAUGAUGCGGAGUUGUCAAGUAUGGAGCUGGAAGCUGUGGAUGAACUAUUAGAGCUUUCAAAGCAUCGAUUUACACCAGAGAAGAUAAACAAGGACUCUGAAGGAGUGGAGGAGAUUAGAGAGUCUCAGUUUCCCACAGCUACACCAGGUGGGACACGCAAAUAUACCAGAAAUAAGAAUAAGCGUGCGAAGAGGCCUGGACCACAAACGAAAACACCAUUUACCUCCCCCAGCUUCAAGAGGAGGAAACUUAUGGUGGAAAAUGAGACAGUUAAUCCAUUGACAGAUGCUCCAAUAUUACAGUUGAAGCGAGCGUAUCCAAAGGAAUGGGCACGCGAUUUACUUGCUUUCAUGAAAGAUAAUACACUUGAAAGUAAGUUGAUAAGUUGGGAGCCAUGUCAAGUAGACAAGAAUUGGUUUGUGGAUGCCAUCAGACCAGAAACCUGGUUAUCAGACAAUCACCUUGAUGUGGCAAUGUACCAUAUUCGUAGAAGGAUUGCCAAUAACCCUGAAGUUUUUAAGAAGAAGUCUGCAGUGCUCGGCAGUUUUUUCUUUGUCCGGGUUAUGCAAGCUUUCAUACUUUUCAAUGAAAGCAAGGAUUGUUCUUGGGACAAUGAUAAUCUGAUUUUGGACUAUGUAAUAGGAGAGAGUCCAGUGAAAUCUGUGUCUUGGUCUAACGUAGACUACGUUUACUUCCCUGCCAACUUCAACAAUGCACAUUGGGUGGCUGUAGAGAUGAUCUUGGGGGAAAGACAGAUUAACGUGUAUGACUCGCUUACAAGCUGCACAAAAAUUCCAAAAUUUAGUGAAUUAAUGCAACCCUUGAAGUUGAUGAUGCCAUACAUAUUAAGAGCAGCUGCGUUAAAUGAUGAAAAUCUCUCUCCCUGGAAACUUAAAAGGGUAUCGUCCUGCCCUCAGCAAAAUAAUGGAGGAGAUUGUGGCAUGUUCACCAUCAAGUUCAUUGAAGUAUUAACUGCAAGCAUGCCAGUUAGUCUGAUAACUCAAGAGGACAUGGUAUUCUACAGGAAAAAGUUCACUAUGGAGGCAUGGGACGGAGAAUUUUUAAUGUAG
Tripterygium wilfordii is the source of this 2277-nucleotide messenger RNA. RefSeq lists its product as uncharacterized. The record is from RefSeq and is a predicted model, not a curated record. Lineage: Eukaryota; Viridiplantae; Streptophyta; Magnoliopsida; Celastrales; Celastraceae. The transcript is spliced from 8 exons. Gene Ontology annotation, biological process: protein desumoylation. Gene Ontology annotation, cellular component: nucleus. Bases 1 to 2277 code for a protein of 758 amino acids. Gene Ontology annotation, molecular function: deSUMOylase activity.